Molecule: messenger RNA, 3096 nt
Organism: Lutzomyia longipalpis
Lineage: Eukaryota; Metazoa; Arthropoda; Insecta; Diptera; Psychodidae
Product: zinc finger protein 366-like
Exons: 3
Coding region: 102-2585 (827 amino acids)
Biological process (GO): regulation of transcription by RNA polymerase II
Cellular component (GO): nucleus
Molecular function (GO): zinc ion binding; RNA polymerase II cis-regulatory region sequence-specific DNA binding; DNA-binding transcription factor activity, RNA polymerase II-specific
Source: RefSeq, a predicted model, not a curated record
CUCUGCUCCAUUUUCGACAGAGAGCGUCUUGCAUUGCAAAAAGUGCUUUGGCUUGAGAAAAAUUCGAGGGGAAAAAGUGAAUUUUGGGCAAUUUGGACGAGAUGGAAGAGAAACCCAAUACGAAGGAUUUGAAGGUGGAGCUGAAGAGUAUGCGAAUCUGUCGGUUCUGCCUCAAUCGCAAUGAGCCCCUUUCGAAUAUUUAUUCCAUUGAAAAUCGCCUAAAUCGGUCGGUGCCGCUGCCGCUGCAAAUUAUGGCGUGCGUCGCAAUCGAGGUUUUCGUCAACGACGGGAUGCCGGCGUGGAUUUGCGAGGGAUGUCGUGUCUUCAUGGAGCAUUGGUAUCGUUUCAAGCAGAUCUGCAAAAAAUCCGAUACUCAUCUCAGGCAAUUUCACCUUACUGGGGAUCUUCCGGAACGCAUUGAUUUACCCCUUUUACCGGCUGAAUUCCACAAGGCUCUGGGGAAGCAGCAACCACCCCCACAUUCCUCCCCAUCGACAUCAUCGGUUACAGUGAUGUCCCAACCUGUACAGCAGCAGACUAUUAAACGUCCCCGGCAAGGUCCACAGAUAAUCUCCCAGGUGACACUGAAGAAGCCCAAGAUGGAAUUUGUUGAUGUGGCUGCAAUUGGGAACACCGUGACUGUGGCUAAUCCACCAAAGCUCCUCAACAAGUCACCGAGAAUCCUCAAUAGACCUCCGGGGAGGAUUGUGCCCGUGCUGAGUGAACCCAUCAUUAAGACAAAUGAAGCUGGAACAGUGGAGAUCAUUACGGAAGUUCUGGACAACAUGGAGACAUACAAUGAACCCGAUCCCAUUAAGUAUGCUCCUCCCGUGGAGACAAAUGUCUUUCCGUGUCCACACUGUGAACGUUCCUUCCCACUGCGCCAAUUACUUGACAUCCAUGUGAAGAAUCAUACAAGGGAGCGUGGCUAUGAGUGUGCUGUGUGCGAGAAGAGAUUCUUCAGCAAGUACGACUUGGGGAAGCAUAUGCUGACCCACACAGGAGAGCGUCCGUAUCAGUGUGUUGUGUGCCAGAGAAGCUUCAGCCGUUCCACACUGCUGCAUCGUCACGAGAAGAUCCACACGGACACACCGAAGUACCUCUGUGGCUACUGCGAGCGUCCCUUUCUGUCCGUGGCAGAGCUGGAGAAGCACUCAGAGAAGCACCGGAAGAAUCGUCCAUUCCACUGCAAGGAGUGCGACAAGAGUUUUGCCUUCAAGCAAGGCCUGGAACGUCACGAGGUUGUCCAUGCAAAGAAUCAACCCCAUCCGUGUGAGUAUUGCGACAAGAGUUUCAGCACACCGAGUAAAUUAGCGCGUCACCUCACUGCUCAUGCUGGCCAUCGACCCUUCCCCUGCAAGCUCUGCCCCAAAUCCUACGUCCUCAGUCAUCACUUAACGCGCCACAUGCGCUCCCACGCCCAGAGUGUGGCCACGUACAAUUGCUUCGAUUGCGGCGUGACAUUCAGUACACGCGAUGAGCUGAUCUACCAUUCAGCCGUGCACGCCACGCAGAGUCUCGUCUGCCCACUGUGCAAGGAACAAUUUGGGGAUCUCGAUGAGGUGACGGAGCACAUAAAGAGCCAUACCGAAGGGGAUCAGUAUGCGUGUGAAUUUUGCGAUUUAAUCUUCACCACAGAAGGGAAACUCGAUGAGCACACAAAUAGUCAACAUUUUGAGGAUCAGCAGAAGUAUGGGCCGAGCAUAAAGCAGGAUGAGGAUGAGCAGGCCCCAGAGGAGUAUGUUGUUCCGGAAGAAAAUAUCUCAAACAUUGAGACUGUUGUGAAGGAGGAGAAACCCGAUAGGGUGGUCAAGACAACACCCACAAUGAUCAAGUGUACGUACGGCAAAGGUCCGCAGAAGAAGGCGCAGGAAGCAAAGGCGGCAAAAGCAGCGAAGGAAGCGAAGGAAGCACGUCAGAGGGAGGAGGAAAAGGCAGAAAUCCGUCGAUCAGCUCGUCCGGCAAAGGUGCAAAACUACGCGACAAUGUCAGAAGUGAAGCUGGACGAUGAGGAUGAAGAAUUCAUGAGAGAAGCCAUGGCUGAGGAGGACUUUUCACCCGAUGAUGAGAACUACAAGACCGAAGAUGAGCCAGAAGAUGACGAUGAACCCCCACAGAGCAUCAAAAGAAAGUCCCCACGUUCAGCUCCGACAAAACACACUCCGAAACCACAAUCAAAUAUGACUCAACAGAAGAUUUCCGAUAUGCUCCGUGAGGCUGGAAAGAAGCCUCAGAGUCAGGCGGUGCAGGAUACACUGCGGAGUCUUCCGCGUGGUGUGACGGUGACAAAGAAGGAGACACCAAAAGAGAGUCCAAAGGAGAAGCCCACGUCUGCGGUAAAUUCCGCAAAGAAACUCCCCGUGAAGGUGGAGAAAAAGAGCCCAGCAGGGGCUGUGAAGUCCCAACAGGAAAAGCCCAAAGAGAGACCAGCAGAGCGUAGGCCCCAGAAGAGUAGCCCGGAAGAGCAGCCAAAGCAGAAAACGGCUGAAAUAAAGAUUGGAGAUCGAAUUUUGAAAGUUAAGAAAGUGGUUAUGAUGAAGAAGGGCGAUUCUCCGGCUCCAUCAACAUCCCGCGCUGGAAAGUAAGUCAAAAUCUUCUCAUCCAACUGGAACUUAUUAAAUUAACAAAAAGGAGACUUUAGGAGCUCAGCAAAUACCCUAUAUCGGUACUACCGAUAUAGACUACCGAUAUAGAGUACCGACAUAGCGUGACGCGUGCUGAAUCCGCCUACAGAACUCCUUCCGGAAACGUCGGCAGGAAACCCGCGUCUUAAUCCAGCCGAAUUAAAACUACUAUCUCCGGAGCUUUCAACGCAGUUUGCGCGUGUUUCUCAGCGGUCAGUAAAGUCUAUUAAUGUUGGUAUAUGGAAGGGCUUUAAAUUAAUCCCCUAAUUGUAUAGAAUUAUCAUCCUUUCGGAAACCCUUAAAGAUUUCCAAGGAAUUUCCUUUUAAACAUAUUUUUCCUUUCCUUUAAAUGAAUUCAAAAAUUCCCCUUUUAAAGCUUUUUAAUCUUAAAAGUAUCUAUAUGGCGUCUACAUUGUGUAAUUGUCACUAAGAGAAUCUUUGAGAAAUAAAGUAAAUCACAUUUAUGCCGUAA